Messenger RNA from Gymnodraco acuticeps, 2287 nucleotides. RefSeq names its product ras-related protein Rab-37-like. Bases 135 to 1058 code for a protein of 307 amino acids. Gene Ontology annotation, cellular component: Golgi apparatus; endosome. The transcript has 10 exons. Gene Ontology annotation, molecular function: GTPase activity; GTP binding. The record is from RefSeq and is a predicted model, not a curated record. NCBI's taxonomy places the organism in Eukaryota, Metazoa, Chordata, Actinopteri, Perciformes, Bathydraconidae.
AACUUCACUUCCUUUCCUUCCCUCAGCCUCACCCUCUCUCCAGCAGCACCACCUCCCCCACCUUUCUGUUGUAUUCCGCGAUCACGACAUGCCUUUUAAAUGUUAAGUGAUGAGAGAGAGUGAUUCAGAAGAGAAUGAGAGAGAGGGGGGGAGAGAGAGAGAGGGAGAGUCUUAUCCCCCUCGCGAGCUGCUCGGCUGCAGAGCUCGCGGAGGACAGGAUGGAGCGGAUGGAGUCCAUGGAGCCGAUCUCUGCGCACUACACCACAGAUUACCCGGAGAUCCAUCCUGAUAGCGGGUUCGAGUCCAGAGAGAGCUGUGACAUCCAGGCGAAGACCCCCCCGCCCACCACAUAUGAUGAGGAACUGGUGCACAAGACCAUCCUGGUGGGAGACAGUGGAGUGGGGAAGACUUCUCUGCUGGUGCAGUUUGAUCAGGGGAAGUUCAUCCCAGGCUCCUUCUCUGCUACAGUGGGCAUUGGAUUCACGAAUAAAGUGGUGACUGUUGACGAUGCAAAGGUCAAGCUACAGAUUUGGGACACCGCAGGACAGGAGAGGUUCAGAAGUGUGACACAUGCAUAUUACAGAGAUGCUCACGCUCUGCUCCUGCUCUACGACAUCAGCAGCAGAACCUCCUUUGACAACAUAAGGGCGUGGCUAACUGAGAUCCAUGAGUAUGCACAAAGUGAUAUAGUCAUCAUGUUGCUGGGCAACAAGUUGUUGGCUGCAAUUCUUCCUAGACCUGGCGGUGGAUCAGCAACUGAGAUGGCCCUCUGUGUGUUUGCCUGGGUUGUCCUGCACAAGAAGUUAUGGAGAAUACAGGCUGACAUGAGCAGUGACAGAGCCAUCAGGAGGGAAGAAGGAGAGAGGCUGGCCAGAGAGUACUCCGUUCCUUUCAUGGAGACUAGUGCCAAGACAGGAGUGAACGUGGAGCUGGCCUUCACUGCUGUGUCCAAGGAGCUGAAGCACCGGGCUGUCCAACAUCCCAAUGAACCCAAGUUCCAGAUCCAUGAGUACAUUGAAGCUCAGAAGGAGAAGUCCGGCUGCUGCAGCUACAUCUGAGUCUCUCUGCUUUUGAGUGGGAGGAAGCCCCAUGAACUAACUGAAGCUCCUAGAAUAUUCUGCUGCCAUCCUUUCACAAGAUAAACCCAGCUACACUCACUUAGCCCAUGGUUUGCUUUAGCCGAGAGCUUUUUACCCCAGGAACAUGUUCAAACUUUGCCUGACUUAGCAUACUCAGCCAUAACCACACUCCAACUGAAAACCAAUCCAAUUUAAAUGAAUUUUCAUAUUUAACUAAUUAUAUCAUUAAUGCUUUUUUGAACACAGUUUUUUUGUGCUUGCUUUACAUAGAACUCAGAGAAACGUUUUUUUACCUAAUUUAAUGUAUCAUAAAAAGUGUGUUACAAGACACCACUCUGCCAAAGUGCAAGGAAGCUUCAGGCAGUUUCAUAAACCCACACAAUUCUGGCACAGGCCAGAGGAGCACACAGUCUUAGUGUGGAUCAGCCUUGAAAAAUGUACAAUUGUACAACCUUGUGUAUUAUGCAAUCUACAGACAGACACACAAAGGCCAUAGAUGCAGUUCAAAGACAUCCCCCUUGGACAAAGCCCUGUCUGUUAAUGACGCCGUGAGGAGAAACGCUCAGGGACCACGAUGCAGGAAGCUAACAUGCUCUGAGCCAGAAGAGUAAGAGCAGCAACUGCUUCUCAACAUGCAGAGGAACCCAAAUGUUCUGGUCUCCUGAAACAUGUCACUCGCAGAAGAUUGCUGCAUAGGACCAUAACUUGGAUCUCCAGUUUUGUCUAAUAAAUGUACAGUACAUCAUAUUGUGUUUAUAUAAUGUGAGUGAGUGAGACAACAAUGUUGUUUGCAUGACUUACCUUCCUGUGUGUGUGUGUGUUUGUGUGUGUGUGUGUGUGUGCGUGCGUGUGUGUGUGUGUGUGUGUGUGUGUGUGUGUGUGUGUGUGUGUGUGUGGUGUGUGUGUGUGUGUGUGUGUGUGUGUGUGUGUGUGUGUGUGUGUGUUUGAGAUAUAUAUAUAUAUAUAUAGAUAGAUAGAUAUACAGUAAAUAUAAUUUGUGUAUUUUGCUUUUAUGGCUUGAUGAAGGACUCUAAAGCUCAGCUGCUGGGUUGCAUGUACCAAAUGUGUGCGCAGUACCUCUAGGUGGCUAUGGGAUUAGUUUUGUAUCAUAAAGAUAAAGCAACACUUUCUCAGAAUAAAGCAAAACUAUGAGUUUAAAAGAAAAAAAAACGGAGUCAAGCAAAAUAAAAUACAUUUCAAAAAUAAAA